This is a messenger RNA of Drosophila subobscura, 1654 nucleotides long. RefSeq names its product zinc finger C4H2 domain-containing protein. Gene Ontology annotation, biological process: positive regulation of neuron differentiation. Bases 269 to 1255 code for a protein of 328 amino acids. The transcript has a single exon. Gene Ontology annotation, cellular component: nucleus. The record is from RefSeq and is a predicted model, not a curated record. Lineage: Eukaryota; Metazoa; Arthropoda; Insecta; Diptera; Drosophilidae.
UUUCUAAAGUGCCACCACCAUCGCCCGACUAUAUACAGAAAGCAGCGAAAAAACCAAAUAAAUAUUUUGUGAAUUAAAGCGAACACUCGUUUAAUAAGUUUCGGCAUUGAAGAAGUUCGCAAGUCACAGCAGCCGACGACGUUGAUGCCCGCAGCGCAGUUCCAGCGAAAAUCCCAAUCGCAGCGCGUCCACCAGAAAGCAAACGGAAUAAACAUUUGCUCAGUGGAAGGGGAAGCCACGGCAGACAGAAGGCCCACACGGACACAAAAUGGCCACCAGCGAGAUAUCCAGCUCCAACGAGCGCCACUAUUAUGCCAAGUUAGAGGCCAUCAAGGACAUCAGGGACAAGACGCUGGCCCUCGAGAAGCUUAAGGUGCGCAUCAUCAAGGAGGUGAAGCUGAGCGACGACGAGGAGAAGUGCCUGGAGGAGUACCGCAAGGAAAUGGAGCACCUGCUCGAAGAGAAGAUGUCCCACGUGGAGGAGCUGCGCCAGAUCCACGCGGACAUCAACGAUAUGGAGAACAUCAUCAAGCAGACAAAGGAGAACCAGACGCGCUCCUUCGACAUGGCCAAUCGCGUCUACGAGGAAUACUUGGCUCUGAAGUACCAGAUCGAUCACAUGCGGCGCGACUACCUUGGCCUCAGUCCGCUGCGCGACCUGCACGAGGAGGAGGGCAGCCCCAUAUCGAAGGAUCGUUUUCAGACAAACUUCCUCAAGGUGGCCGCCCAGUCGGCGGCUGCCGCCGCAGCCGCAGCAGCCGCCUCGGUCGCACAACCCACGUCCCUGGCUCGACCACACGCUCGUCAUCCCCUGAUGCCCGAGGCCACGGUCACCGCCAUGCCCCCCAGUGCAUCGUCCGGUGGCGGUGGCAGCAGCUCAGUCAGCGCAGGCGGCGGUGGUGGUGGUGGGGGACCCGGGCACGCCUUUAUGCCGCCGGCACCGCCUGGAGCGGGCGGCGCUGGGGCUGCAGCAGCUGCCGCAGCCGCCGCUGUGCGUCUGGGCAAAGGCGACUUCUCGGCCCCGCCGCCUCCACCUCCGCCCACAAAUCGUCUUCAGCAAACACCGUCGAUUGGAAUCGGGCACCAUCCGUCGUUCCGUUCGGACUUCAACGUGAAUCUCCGCCAGCAGCCGCCGCCGAUGAAGUCGUGCCUGUCAUGCCAUCAGCAAAUCCAUCGAAAUGCCCCCAUCUGCCCGCUCUGCAAGGCCAAGUCGCGCUCCCGCAAUCCCAAGAAGCCCAAGAAGAAGAACAACUAGAUGGCAACCAGAGGCGCAGGUACACGUCCACGUUCACCGGCAGGAACAUCGACAAUUACACUCAUCAAUCUAUUCGUAACGAUUUCCCGGCCAGGUCCAGGUCCCGCAGCCUUAGGACUAGAGGUUUUUUUUUGUCAACUAUUUAUUAACCCAAGAAAAGUAUUAUCAAGCUAAAUAACAAAUUCUCAAACACAAAAAACUAGUUCUUAAGAGCUUUUGAAGAGUGUUUUUGCUCAAUUUUAAUUUUCGAUUGUAAGUUAAAUCUAAUUUAAAGACUUUUAAAAGCAAAUCUCGUGUCAAAUUUCAUGAACUUAAUUCAUAAGUGUGUAAGCAUUAAUAUACUUAAUGUGCAUGUGCAUAUAGGCAUCUUGAGAACUUAAAAAAUAAAAAUAAUAAAAC